Andrographis paniculata is the source of this 1953-nucleotide messenger RNA. RefSeq names its product wee1-like protein kinase. The transcript is spliced from 11 exons. Gene Ontology annotation, molecular function: ATP binding; protein kinase activity. The record is from RefSeq and is a predicted model, not a curated record. Bases 18 to 1361 code for a protein of 447 amino acids. Gene Ontology annotation, biological process: protein phosphorylation. NCBI's taxonomy places the organism in Eukaryota, Viridiplantae, Streptophyta, Magnoliopsida, Lamiales, Acanthaceae.
GAAGCGCCUUUGACACAAUGGUGAAAGCCCCAUUGAGUAAACACCUUGCGAUGCAGCUAGACCAUGUAUCGAUGAACUUCGGGGUAGAAGCUGCCGAUGACAAGGACUGCAUCCUCAGUCAGGAAUUCUUCUGCACCCCUGAUUAUAUUACUCCAGAGAUGCCGGCUAUGCCUAGUAAUGUUGAUUGGCACAAGGAUAACAUUCAAUGCCCGAAGUCCCCGGAGAAAAUCCAGACAUUUAAGAGCAAGCGGCAAAGACUAGAUGUUCACUCAGAAGCAUCUCUUGAAUCAACUGAUUUUGGCUGUUAUGCAAUGGGGGAUGUUUUGAAAGAUCGUUUAGAGGCAAAUGAAAUAAAUACAGAAACAGGGGUUCAAUUUCAAAGGAGUUGCAGUUAUAUUUCACAGUCUGCUGUGGCAUUACGAUGUAGAGUCAUGCCUCCUCCUUGUCUUAAGAAUCCCUACCUUAGGGGUGCUAUUGACUUUGAUGUUGAUCCUUUGAGUAAUCAAAGAUCCAAAUGUGCAGGUUUCAACGCAGGAAUUGGUGGCGAUGGACUUUCCCGCUAUAGGACCGAUUUCCAUGAAAUAGAGAAAAUUGGUACAGGAAACUUCAAUCAUGUCUUCAAAGUCCUGAAACGAAUUGAUGGUUGCAUGUACGCUGUGAAACAUAGCAUCAACAAAUUGCAUCAGGAUACAGAAAGGCGCAAGGCUUUGAUGGAAGUUCAAGCUUUGGGAGCUUUGGGGUAUCAUGAAAAUAUAGUUGGCUACUAUUCUUCUUGGUUUGAGAAUGAGCAUCUGUACAUCCAACAGGAGCUAUGUGAACAAAGCCUAUCAGCUAGCAAACUCUCUAAAUUAUAUACAGAGGCGCAUGCCUUGGAUGCAAUGUACCAGAUUGCUAAAGCACUGCAAUUUAUACAUGGGAAAGGGAUUGCCCACUUGGAUAUAAAGCCAGAUAAUAUAUAUGUAAAAGAUGGGAUUUACAAACUUGGUGAUUUUGGCUGUGCAACCCUAAUUGAUAAAAGCUUGCCAGUUGAAGAAGGCGAUGCACGUUACAUGCCCCAUGAAAUCCUGAAUGAGAACUACGACAAUCUGGACAAAGUUGAUAUAUUCUCCUUGGGAGCUUCUAUCUAUGAGCUCGCCAGAGGGUCACCCUUACCUGAUUCAGGGUCCCAUUUUCUCAAUCUCAGGGAAGGAAAAUUGCCUCUUCUUCCAGGCCAUUCGCUGCAAUUCCAGAAUUUGAUCAAGGUGAUGAUGGAUGCUAAUCCUGUUCGGAGACCAUCUGCGAAAGAAGUAGUGGAAAAUCCAAUUUUUUACAGGCACCAGUCCAAGAUUUGGAAAAAAGGAAUAGAAAGCCAAAAGGAAUAACAGGAUAAGAUUUAUUUAUUUAUUUAUUUUGACAUGACUGAUGGUGGUUGGGGUUCUGUAGUAUAGGAGUGGUGGUGUUGUAUCUGCUGCUGCCACCGGUAGUAGGGAGGGGAUGACUGAUGCUGGUAUUCACAUGUGGUUGGCGAUGGGGGUACUGGAAGCAAAAGCCAGUAGUUUCUGCUUUGCUUUCUCUACUCCAUUUGGAUUUGGAUUUGGAUUUGUAUUUGGAUUUGAAUUGGAUGCAUCAAGAGGGAGGGGUGCUUGCUAGGCAGAAUGAAACCAGCCAAACAAACAUGGUUCCUUCUCAGUUUUGAACCGGUUUUGAAUGACGGGUGAACAAAAGAGGCAUUUUGGGGAGGACAACUGUGAUUAGUGGUUACUCUACUCCAUCUCUGGCAUCACCGCCGCCACCACCACACCACUAAUUAUGUUCAUAAUUAGGCACCCCCGUCGACAAGUGACUUUGCUAGAGUUACUUUAACGUAGAACUGUUAACGAGCCAAAUUAAGUUGACCCAAAUUUUAAGUGUUCGUAAACAAGGUUUAUGUUUGUUCGUUAAGCUUUCGAACUUGUUUGUAGUGUUCGAAUUCGA